Molecule: messenger RNA, 1857 nt
Organism: Symbiodinium natans
Lineage: Eukaryota; Dinophyceae; Suessiales; Symbiodiniaceae
Source: the annotation of a GenBank genome assembly
AUGAUCGACAUCGAUGGCCGCGACCCUUUACUUGUUAAUGCGACAGGGAAAGUCACUGGAGUCAAGCCAUCCACAACGAAUGCAGGUUACGAGGCCCCGCCUCCAAAAAGCCGCGAGGAGCGGCUGCGAGACUGGUAUGCGCAGCGUGAGAAGCGAGUGGUGGAGACGCCUGUAGAAGUUGCCCGAAGACGGGAAAACAAGGCAGAAGUUUUGGAGGUUUCUGCAAGUUCUGCAAGUUCCUUGGAGCUGCGAAAGCGUGGGAACGACCUCUUUGAGUCAAAGGACUAUGAAGGAGCAGUGGAGCAGUACACUGCAGCCAUCAAGAAGGAGCCCUCCUCUGUCCUCCACAGCAACCGCGCAGCUGCCUACAUGAUGCUGGGCUGGUGGGACCAGGCCCUCCGAGACACCAAGGCCGCACUCCGCAAGGAUCCGGAGAAUUUCAAGGCUUUGGAGCGGCAGGGCCGCAUCCAGCUGGCGCGCGACGACUUGGAUGCGGCGGCGGCGGUGGUUGCCGACCUGGAGCAGCGCGGCCCCAAGGAAAGCUUCGAAGGAGCAGAGCGCCCGGCAGCCGGUAUCCGCCUCCUCCGCUGGCUGGUGCAAGCGGCGCGAGCUGCCUCGACGCUGGAGGAGUGCCGAUCUGUGCUGGAGCAUUGGGGUUCCAAGGCAGAGCUGGUCUCACCCUUCGGCCUCCGCAUCCGGAAGACCCUGGUGAAGUCGCUGGUCGAGGCAAGCGACGCUUUGGACAACCCAAGAAAGAUUCGCCCAGCUUUGGCCUACAACAAGCGGGAGGCAGAGCAUGGGGAUGAAAUCGAGGAGUUGACACCUCUUGCGUUGGAAGCUGUGAGGCUGACCGGGGAGAUAUUGAUCGAUUUCCCCGAAGAUGCAGAUGCCAGAUACUGGCGAGGUCGUGUCCUGCUUCGCUUGGGUCGACAUGCAGAUGCCGAAGCCGAGUUCCAAGAAGGCCUGAAGCUCGAUCAGGAUCACGAGAAGAUCCGGAAUGUACAGAAAACCGUGGAUCAGUUGGAGGAUGCCAAGUCGAAGGCCAACGAGCUGUACAAGGAAGGGCAUGUUGAUCAGGCCAUUGCUCUUUACACCGAGGCCAUCGAUCGCGAUCCUGAUUGCGUGGACACGCGGACAGUGGCUUCGCUCUACUACAACCGGUCGGCCGCACUCCGCAAGCGCGGCGAGUUCGAGAAGGCCCUGGAGGACGCAAACAUGUGCCUGGCGCUGCACCCGAAGUGGACGAAGGCGCUGUACCGUCGUGGCAUACUGCUGCUGGAGUGCGGCAGAUAUGCGGAAGCCUUGACGGAGCUGAAGGUGGUUCAGCGAGCCGACCCUACCUUCGACGACGAUCUGGAGGAUUGGCUCCGUCGCGCGCACCACUGGCUGUCGAAGCCGAAGCAUGAGCACAACUACUACCGCUUCAUGAGCCUUCCCAUGGAUGCAUCCAAUGAGGACAUCAAGAAGCAGUACCGGCGCCUCUGCCUGCUUUGGCAUCCUGACAAAAGUGGCGAGGAGUCCGAAAGCGACAGGGCGCGCUUCGAGGAGCUCCAGAAGGCCCACAAGUUUCUGUUGGAUGACGGCCUGCGUGGGGACUACGACUUUGGCCUCUGGAAGGACCGGCCGGUGCGGCAUCACACCGAGAAGCGUGACAAGGUCAAGGACUCCUGGGACGACCGCAAGCCUGGCGAAGAGGAGGAGAAUGUGCCGCGACACCACUACAACUGGGGCGACCGGCAUCUCAUUGAAGACGAGAAGGUGGAAAGCAUUUACUGGGGUGAUGCGGGAUGCCCAGCAUGGCUGAAAGAGAAGCGGAAGGAGUUCCAGCGCAAGCGCUACGGGGAAGACUAUGCUUGA